ACUAUGUAUAUCAUCAGCUUUAUUAUCGGGGGUCUUGCGAGCUCUGCAAUGGCCCUCGAAUACACCGACCUCGCUCCCUGCGGUCAAAUAUGCAUCAAGAGCAUGUUUGAACAGGCAUACAAUAUGAACUGCCCCCCGUAUGCCGACGGCCGGCCGAAUCUUGAAUGCCUUUGCAAAGACGCCAACUUCUUGAACGGUAUCCAUGACUGUGUUUUUGCGACCUGCAAUAGUACUCCGGACGCCGAAACCACUUUGGACCUCGCUGCGAUAUAUUGCACGGAUCCAAAAUACAAAUCCCCCGACUGUCCCUGUCUGGACCCGCUCCUGUCACCUGGCGCUUCACCUGCGGCUGCCGUCGAUCCUGCUCCCGAAGUCAAUUCCAAUUCCAACUCCAAUUCCGGCUCUGAUUCCUCCGCGAACAACGACAAUGUCUCGAGUCCCUCUGGCUCGACUAAUCCGAACCCGAACUCAAACUCUGACGAUGGUACCGCCCCCACCGGCAACAACGACAACACCCUCGUCGCUACUCCCACCACUAACGGUGAUGGUGCUGUCUCGUCUAAUAGUGUGGAAACAGAAGGAGAAGGAGAAGGAGGAGGAUUAAAGACAGUUACUGCGUACGUGGCUCCUAAAGUUACUACCGAGUUGGCUAAUACUGCUUCUGCUUCUGCUCCUGCUGGUAGUGCUAGCAAGACGAAUGAGCUGGAUCAUGCAGAUGCUAGUACGCCCACGUCUGCUAGUUCGGGGGGUGCGGCGGAGAAGAAUAGCACCGGGGCUAGGGAGAUGGGGAGUUUGUGGGAGAGGGUGUUGUUGGUUGUUGUGUUGGGGUUUGUGAUGGUUCUUUAAGUUAUUUUUCUAAGGGGGGUUUGGUGUAACUACCUAUGUCUAGGUCCUUGGACGAGGAACAUGACAUACACGAGGAAUGGAGGAUACGGAUGUUGACACGCGCGAAUUCAGGAGAUGUAGUUUGGCAUGCGGAUUUGGGUCUCUAGCUAGGAUCUAGAAUAGUUACAGGAGAAGGAAAAGACAGAGAUAAGAACAAAGCGCGUCGUUUGCUCGAGAAAA
Molecule: messenger RNA, 1065 nt
Organism: Neurospora crassa OR74A
Lineage: Eukaryota; Fungi; Ascomycota; Sordariomycetes; Sordariales; Sordariaceae
Exons: 3
Coding region: 4-846 (280 amino acids)
Source: RefSeq, a predicted model, not a curated record